CUUCGCCACGCUCCUCUGCGCAGUCGCGGCCGGAGCGGCCAGGCGGCAGUCGCUCGGGAGCGGCGGGAGCUUAAGGGGUGGCGGGCUGCCGCCAGGGAUGCUGCAAAGCGCCCCGCCAUGCAGCCGGCGGAGAUCCAGUUCGCGCAGCGGCUGGCGUCCCACGAGAAGGGCAUCCGGGACCGGGCGGUGAAGAAGCUGCGCCAGUACAUCAGCGUGAAGACUCAGAGGGAGACAGGAGGCUUCAGUCAAGAAGAACUCCUGAAAAUAUGGAAGGGACUCUUCUAUUGCAUGUGGGUGCAGGACGAGCCCCUCCUGCAGGAGGAGCUGGCCAACACCAUCUCCCGGCUCAUCCACGCCGUUCACAACCCAGAGGCCCAGCACCUGUUCGUCCAGACCUUCUGGCAGACCAUGAACCGCGAGUGGACGGGCAUCGACAGGCUGCGCCUGGACAAGUUCUACACGCUGAUCCGCCUGGUCCUGAGAGAGUCCUUCGAAGCUCUGAAGCGGACCGGCUGGGAAGAGAGCCGGGUCAAGCUUUUUCUCGAUGUCCUGAUGAAGGAAGUCUUGCACCCCGAGAGUCAGUCUCCCGAUGCAGUGAAAUUCCACUUCGUUGACGUCUAUCUGGACGAACUGUCCAAAGUAGGAGGGAGAGAGCUCUUGGCAGAUCAGAAUCUCAAGUUUAUUGAUCCAUUCUGCAAAAUUGCUGCCAAGACUAAGGACCAUGCACUGGUGCAGACUAUAGCUAGGGGUGUUUUUGAAGUCAUUGUAGAUCAGUCCCCUUCUGUGCCUGAAGCGGCGAUGGAGGAACUGCCGACCAAAGUGGGCGGCAGCCACCGCUCUGAAGACGAGAGAGCCGGGAACGAGGUGGCGUGGAGGAAAACACUCAGUAAAAAGAAGACAGCACUGGGCAAGUGCCACUCCAGGAAGGAUGGACUCAGUGAUGACGGUGAGGGAGACGAUGGUGGCAGCGUGGAGGACACGGGGACGCUUCUCCAGUUUGACUAUAAGGCCGUCGCUGCCCGACUCCUGGAGAUGACCAACAGGAAAAACGUCCCUCCCUUCAACAGGAAACGCCUCUCCAGACUAAUCAGGAAAUUCCAAGAUCUCUCUGAAGGUGGGAUACCUCAACUCGGUUUUGCUGAGGACGUUUCUACCGAUGAAGAUGACCACACUUUCAGUCAAGGAAGGCCUAAGAAAAAGGGAAAUAAACUUCUGGAGAAACCGGACCCGGAAAAGGGGGCAGGAAACGAGUUCCUCGUGGCUGAGGGAGAAGAGGGGAAAGGCGGUGUUCAGAAGAGGAAAAGGAAAAAGAGGAAGAACCAGCUUCAGCACGAACACCUAGGGUCCGGGGGCGCAGCCACGCCCGCCCCGCAGAGUGGGGGCAGUGCUCCCGAGGCAGGUCCGGGAAGAGCACAGAAGCAGGCUGUGCUUGAGCUGGGGGCAGGGGCCGCGCCCGGCCCCCAGGAGCAGAGCGGCUCAGAGCGCCCCCCCUCGCACCCUCCCACACGCAGCAGGAGGAAGCGAGCGAGGAAGAGGAACCCACGGUUCCAAGGACUGGCCUCGGAGUCAGCGGCGUCACCUCCGGAGGACUUGUGUCAGGGUGGCCUCAGCAAUGGGCACGGUCAGGCGCUUGCCCCCCAAGCUUCCCCUGCCAGUGGAGCCCCAGCCUCUAAGAGGAAGCGGAAACUCAGGGCCGCCUGGGCCAACGGUAGCCCCUCAACGCCGGCCUGGCCCCCACCGCAGGAGGAGGGCCCUGCGGCAGGCCCAGCAGACGGAGAGUGUUGUCCAGCCUCCCUGCCCCAGGGUGGGAGGCUAAAGAAAAAGAAGGGGGAGCCCGGCCGCCUUGACCUCCACAACCCAUGCACGCAGAAAACCGCCAUCUUCAAAAAGAGGAAGAAAAUGAAAGAGAUGUUGAACUUGGUGGAACACAGCAGAGCACUGGAAUCCGAACUCAAGCUCAUCCGGACUCUGGGGAGCAGUGGAGCUUUCAGCCCUUUGAAGAAGAAGAAGCUGAGGACCGAGAACGACUUUGUGAAAUUUGAUACGUCCUUCCUACCAAAGCCCCUGUUCUUCAGGAAAGCUAAGAGCAGCCCAGCCACCUCUGUGACCCCUGCUAUGCAGCUCAACAAGACCCCGUCCAGCUCCAAGAAGGUCACCUUCGGGUUGAACAGAAACAUGACUGCGGAGUUCAAGAAGACGGACAAGAGCAUCUUGGUCAGUCCCACGGGUGCCUCCCGAGUGGCCUUCAACCCUGAGCAGAGGCCCCUCCACGGAGUGCUGAAGACCCCCACCAGCUCCCCGGCCAGCACCCCCCUGGGGCCCAAGAAGCCGCUGACCCCCACACCAAAGAGAAGGCCGACGGCCAUGGACUUCUUCUAGGAGAGGAGCAGAGUCUUAUUUGUAAGGACCGCUUUUGUACAGAAUGCUCUACAAAUUGUAACUUUAUA
Phyllostomus discolor (pale spear-nosed bat) is the source of this 2447-nucleotide messenger RNA. RefSeq names its product ribosomal RNA processing 1B (gene RRP1B). Bases 118 to 2379 code for a protein of 753 amino acids. Gene Ontology annotation, cellular component: nucleus; preribosome, small subunit precursor; preribosome, large subunit precursor. Gene Ontology annotation, biological process: rRNA processing. The transcript has 16 exons. Lineage: Eukaryota; Metazoa; Chordata; Mammalia; Chiroptera; Phyllostomidae. The record is from RefSeq and is a predicted model, not a curated record.